Molecule: messenger RNA, 1778 nt
Organism: Ostrea edulis (European flat oyster)
Lineage: Eukaryota; Metazoa; Mollusca; Bivalvia; Ostreida; Ostreidae
Product: aquaporin AQPAn.G-like
Exons: 3
Coding region: 392-1243 (283 amino acids)
Biological process (GO): transmembrane transport
Cellular component (GO): plasma membrane
Molecular function (GO): water channel activity
Source: RefSeq, a predicted model, not a curated record
GAUAACGAAGAAAAUAAGCGUACAAUGAAUCCGCUUCUUAUCAAGUGGAGCUUACGAUAAUCACCCAACAGUAAGUUCUUGAUGUGUCACCCAACCAUCUUAAGCUGACAAAAUGGAUACAUGUAUUCAUAUCAUGAUUACAGUUUCAUUUAAGUGUGUCUGUUGGAGAUGGAUAUAAAUACCCAUUCACGGACACAGGGCAAUAUAUUUUCUGUCAAAAUCUUAUCUUGUGUGAUUAACCCUAUAUCGUACGUUAACCUUGACGUUCUGAUCAAUCCUUCUGGAGCCCACUCUACGUGAUCAUGAGUGUUUGCUAGUAAAGGUUCUUGAAAACAAGACUGUAGAAAAUCGUCACCUUUUGAGAAGAAACCUUUCUACAUACCGUACGAAAAUGUCAAACGAAAAGAAAAAAGACAUUGCAGUUCAGGAAAAGAAAAGUUUUCUGCAAAGGGAAUUGGACGAUUUGAGGUCAGUGGACCUCUUGAGAGCAUCAAUUGCUGAAUUUCUUGGAGUAAUGCUCCUGGUAAUGUAUGCGGUGGGAGCUGGACUGUACCACGAAACCCUGGGAACAAAACCAAGCAGUGUUCAUGUCGCCAUGGAAGCAGGAUUCUUCAUUGCUGUCAUAAUAACGACCUUGAGCACCGUCAGUGGUGGUCAUGUAAACCCUGCCAUUAGUGUAGGUUUCCUAGUGACAAAUGGCAUCACUGUGUCCCGAUUCAUGUUCUAUGUGUGCUUCCAAGUACUUGGUGCUAUUGCUGGAAUGGGGAUCAUGAGCUUAGUAUCGCCUGUAGAAAUGCAGCACGGAAGCUUUGGUGUGAUAUUGCCCGGUCCAAACGUCACUGACGUACAGGCGUUCGUUUGUGAAGUUUACAUCACGUUCCUGUUGGACUUUGCGACCUUCUCCUUCUUAGAUUCCGGAAGAACAGAUAUGGCGGGUUCUGUUCCGUUUAUCAUCGGUAUAACAGUCAUCAUAAAUAUUUUCGCAACGUGGAAUCUUUCGGGCGGUUGUAUGAAUCCUGCUAGAAACUUCGGUCCAAUGAUCAUCAAUGCGGCAUACGAUAAAGCCUGGGUGUACUGGGCAGGACCGAUGAUUGGAGGGGCGUUAGGGGCCUUCGUAUACGACCGAGUGUUCUCUACAAGGGUUUGCAGAAAUAUAUUACAUGGUUGCAACAAAACGAAAAGCAAAGAGUCGGAAGAAUAUCACGUCAACGAAGUUUUCACCACCGAGAACUCAAAAUUAUGACGCAGAUGAUAAUAAACACUAGGGCUCAUGCUAAGAAACCAAAAAUACCCAAUACGAACUAACAAAAUAUUUAGAAGAAUUGAAGCGUGGGCUUUACAUCAAAUAUUGUAUUACAACACCGUAAACAUUUUAAAGGACAGAAGAAAUUUAUGGGAAAUGUGUUACUCACUAAUACUAAUAUUAACCAUUAUUACAUCAUUUUUUAAUUUCCUAUAUGCGAUACAAUACUCAUGUCAAGUAUAUGACAAAUUGUGCAGUAUGCCGGAUGGGACCUCCUGUACUUUUUAUCAAGAAUAAGAAACAGUCGCAUUUCAUUUUAGUCCCUACCAAAACCGUUGCACCAAAUCAGGAAUGGUGCAUUAAAAAAAAUGCCGACCUUGGCAUAUGUAUGAAUAUGUACCUAUCAAUCAAUCAAUAUAAUACAUAUCUUAUACAUGCCCUGCUGUAUUACAAUUUGUGAUUUACAAAGUAUUUUGAUACAUGUGUUUUCAAAGAAUUCCUACUUUUGAAAUAAAAAGGUUCUGCAGAUACUGAU